UCUAUAUUAUAUUCGUAGAAACAAAUUAAAUAUUUCUUUAUUAAUAUUAUAUUGCAAUAUUUAUGUCUGGACAGCUUUGGUCAUAGUCAGUUUAUUUUUGAAAACUGAAGAACAUUGCGAGCAGUCCUUAAAGGCAGCAGCAUUCCGUAGCAACCGUUUCUCUUCUUAGGAAACUUUCUUUGAAAAGUAGCAAGAAGAUUAGCUUUAAGCGGAGAUAAACAACCCGUAGCCAGAAAGAUAUACAGGAAAAUACAAAAACAUAAGUAUGGCGGAUAUAAUCGGUUCUGUGGAGGAGACUUCGUUAUAUUUGAUACAAAUUCAAUAUCUGGAAGAGCAGUUGGAGAGAUGUCAUCUUAAAUAUGACAAGCUGGAGAAGCAGAAUAAGGACCUGGCCUCCCAGUACAGCACGCUGGUGAAGGACAAGAAAGACGCCACUGAGUCCCUGAAAGGCUUCGUGCUUGUAAAACAGAAGAGGGUUGAAGAGCUGGCUGAGCAGCUGAGCAGUCAGCAGCAGGCGGUCCAACAGGACAGAGAGGAACUGCAGCUGCAGCACAGCCAGAAGAUGAAGGAGCUGCAGGACCAGAUCAACGGACUUAAAUCAGUAAGCAGGACGAUGGUGAAAAAGUUUGAGGAACAGCAAGAGCUGGAGGAGCGGCUGAAGCAGCUGAUGCAGGAGCAGUCCAACAUAGAGUCUAUGGAGAAGCAGCUGUCUGGUCAGAAAGAAGAGCACACAGCUGCCAUCGACAGCCUGAUGAAUGAACUAGAGUUGGAGAGGGAAAAGGAGAUUGUGGAGGCGCAGCAUGCUGUGGACCUAUGCGUUGAGAAGAAAACCUCAAAGAUUCUCCGGAAGGAGAGAGCUCUUCACAGUAAGCGGCUGCAGCAGCUACAGUUCCUGCUAAAUGAAAACUUGGUCCUGGCAAAGGAGAAAGAUGUCUUGCAAGACAAAGAGAGGGACGUUUGCUUUGAGAGAGAGCAAAUGAAGAAAGAGCUCAUAAAGAUUACCCAGGAGAGAGUCACCAUCAAAGAUGAGCUGAAGCAGCUAAAGGAGAAGUGCCAGAAGUUGAGCGUGGACUUAAAAACCCAUCAAGUCGCCUACAAGAGCAUGCUGGCCAAGAAAGAGGAUCUUUGUAAACGCCUGGACUCAGUGGACAAGGACAGACAACAAAAAACAGCCAAGGCAGAUCAGCUGAAGGCGGAGCUACAGCUGGAGAACAGCAGGAGGAAGCAGAUAAAGAACGUCAUUCAAGAAGCAGGCAUCACUCUCAGCCACAUCCUAACGGAGUUAGAGAAGCCGUCCGAGACUGAGUGGAAGAUCAUAAGGCUGCUGGAGAUCCUGGAGAGCACGGCUCCCCCCAGCGAACAGGCUCCGCUUUUGACAACUCCCCUGAGACAAGCUGAGGACCAAAACUGCAGGAAACGCUGCAGUCAGUAGACACCCAGCUCUGUCGAACCAUGUGCUCCCUAGCUGUCUGAUCCAGAAGUCGGAGCCUCUGCAGAUUGCUGAACCGAAUCCAGUCCACAGUAGGGAAGAUCAGUGUUGUUUAUCCCACCUCCUCAUCUCUGAAUAAUAAAGGUUUUAGUCACUUUAGUCCUGCUUCCGUUCUGACUACUGAUCUGUUUGUUUAGACUUGUAGAUUAUUACUGUUUUGAGUAUUGUGAUUGGUUGAUUGAUUGAUUGAUUGAAAACUUUAUUGAACAACAAUCAAGAGGUGUUCAAAAGGAUAAAACGAAUAAAGCCCAAAGGCUUGUUUCCAUUGUGGUCCUUAAGAUGGAAAGGGAAUUACACCACAUGGACAAAAACAUUGAGGACAAAGGGGAAAGGGGUCAACUGAUAAU
Molecule: messenger RNA, 1836 nt
Organism: Etheostoma spectabile (orangethroat darter)
Lineage: Eukaryota; Metazoa; Chordata; Actinopteri; Perciformes; Percidae
Product: cilia- and flagella-associated protein 157
Exons: 8
Coding region: 266-1432 (388 amino acids)
Source: RefSeq, a predicted model, not a curated record